UCUGCUCAGGUAGAGAUGGAAUCGUGUCAUUCUGCCCUCACCUACCCGGGCUCGGUACUGGCCCCCACCCUAAAGGUGGGUCCAGUGCUUCCCUCUAGUGGCGCCCGGACGACGGUUGUGCUAACGCCCUGUCACCCUCCUGUGUACUCCACCCUGGGACACCUCAUCACAAUUAUUGAGGAACUUCGAAAACGCCAGGUAAAGUACACCUUUGGGACAGAUGGAGAGGAUGUUGCCAAAAAUGCCCUGAAGAAACUAUUGUUCGAUUGUGAGAAGCACAUCGACAAAAUGGCUACCUCUCCUAAAAGCACAAGCGGGACCAUUAAUUUCUUUCCCAAUCCAAUGAUUGAGGAGUUAGAGAUUGAGAUGAAGAAACUACAACAGACUAAUGAUACUAACCUACAAGAUAUGGCUGACCAGCUUAAGAAGAUCAAAUCUUUGGAGCAGAAACUGAAACCUUCUCAAGAGAAAAACAGGAAAUUCCUUGAGAAAAAUAUGGAGCUGACCAUGCAGAACAGAAGUUUGAAAGACCAGAUCCAGGUUCUGACUGAUGAGAACAAAAAAAUUAAGGAACAAUGUGAACAUUCCAAAAAACGAGUGAAGUCACUUUCCCAGCAACUAAAUCAUGAAAAAAUGGAGAGAGGGACAGCUGAAAUCAAAGCACAAGAAUUGGACCGUUGUAAAAUACAGAUCACAGAACUUACAAAAACAGUCACAGCACUCAGACAAACCUGUAUUGAAAAAGACCGACGUAUAGAAUUGAUACAACACAGAAAAAGGAGGAAACGGUGGAUGAGGACACAAGCUAUAGAUAAGAGUCCUGGUGUCAAGGAAACGUUUUUCGGGUAUGACGAGGACGAUACGUCUGUUGCGUCCGUCGACUCGGAGACGUCAUUUUCAUCCAUGUCCCAUGGCACUCUUUCAGAUGAAGAUCUGUGUGAUGAGUUGUCAAGGGAAGAGAUAGAGACUCAGUAUCAACAGCUGAUGAAGGAACACUUGGAGCUACAGAGAUUACAUUCCCUUCUGCAGACACAGACUGGCAGUCAUCUGGAUCCACAGAGGGAAAACAAGUUACGGACUCAGCUGCAGUCAGAUCUGUUCGCUGCACAGUGUAAGAUUGAAGAGCUACAAGCACUACUGCGACAACAGGAUGAGGAGAUCCACAGUAACAGAAACGAGAAUAAGGAACUGUUGACCAAAACCAGGAGCUUGGAACAAAGGAACAUGCAUCUAGAGAAGGCACAGACUCGACUGGAGCUGGAGGUGACAGAAGCCCGUGAGGUUGCGGAGAAUCUGGAAUUCCGCAUCGUAGAGCUAGAAUCACAGGAAACAGGGGACCACAGAAAUGAUGUGUACCAUGUUCUGGAGACCAUCCCUGAGGACCCUGCUGAGAUGAUGGACCAAAAGGAUGGGACUCUGGCACCUCCCUCUAGUAGGGAUGGGGCAGAAAGUCCGGAGGUCAUGGGUCAAAGGUUACAGGAACAGGAAAUGCAUAUCAAGACUUUAGAGCAAACAGCAAGUGAGCUGCAGAUGAAGAUUAGCUCUCUACAGCAGGAAAAAUCUCGUCUAGAGGAUAAAACAUAUGAUGGCUCAAACAAGCUAAGCCUUGAGGAACGUGAAGCACAGGAAGUGCUGAAGGUCAAGGAUUCAAUCUCACAAAACAACAUGGAAUGCAGGGAACUAACACAUGGUAACCACGGUAACCAAACAAAUGGAUCAAUUUGUGAUCACAGAAACCAAACAGACAGUAACCAUACCAACCAGCCAUUCAUUAAUCAGCAAGACAUUAACUGUAGCCACCAAAUUAAUGACCAAAACACUAAACGGGUAACGGGGGAGACAACUCCGCAUAGGAAAUCAGACAAAACAUUUGCCUGUGGCAUCACUCAAACUGAUGAAGAGAAAAAACAAGAUGAGAGGGGAAUGGAAAAACAGAUAAACAGCCAGACGUUUGAUCAGAAAUGUAUCCAGACAGAUCUUGUAGAAAAAAGAGAUGUUGAGAUGAUGACUGUACCAAUUAAACAAAAAAGCAAAUCUCCUAGUCCAGGACGACGAUCCCCCUCACCAGAACAACAGCCACCACCUGUAGAAUUGACCAAUUUCAACAGUCACAUCAUCCAGCUGGAGAAGGACCUAGCCAAACUACGUGACCAGAACAUUACACUUCGCAGCCUCCUUCUGGAUAGCAGCAGUCUAGACAGCAGUCUUCUUCAGGAAGACGAAGACGAUGAUGGCACUGAAACAAUGGAAACCAAGAUGGCUGAACUGCUGGUGAUCUUUGAGGCUUUACAAGAGCGUAUUUACUGCUAUGAGACUGCAGAGCGACAGUUGAAAGACAGAUUGAAGCUGAUGGAGAGGAACAUCAAUGAUUUAGAGGUCAGUGAGGGGUCAACAAGAGAUCAGUUGGAGGAGGCAAAGAAGUGUGAGUAUGAGGUCAGGAGGUCACUCUCUGUUGCCCACCUCAAGGUCAAGGAUCUCAAAGAAAUUAUACUGGACAAGGACACCAUGGAAACAACUCUGGCUGAAAAGGUCCAGUUCCUAGAGCAGGCAGAAGUCAUAUCGUCAAAGAAAAUCACUGAACUGGAACAACGUAAUCAAAGUCUACAGCAACGUCUUGACCUUAAGGAGGAACUUGAGUCUGACCUCCUCUUGGUGGAGACUCUCAAAGAGAGGCUUCAGGAAACACAGUCUGAAAAUGAUGAACUUAGCAUUAAAAUUACUGAAAUGGAGGAAAAUGAAGAAACUUUAAAAAUCAAUUGGAUGAAAGUGGCUGAAAAUGACUCUAAUAGAAUCCAAAGCUUGGAAGAAAAGGUGAAAGUUCUGGAAAAUUCUACAUGGGAGUUAAAAUCCAGGUUACGAGAACAACAAGACAGAUCUCCAAUGCCAACAAGCUCUGAAGGACCCUCGCUAGCGAUGGAGUUAACUCAGAGUGAGACAAGUGAAAUUACGGACCAAACUGACUCUUCUCUUCACUUUAAAAUCUCAUCUCUUGAGGAGGAACUACAAGCCAUGGAGGAAUCCAAAAAUGCCAAAAUUGAAACAUUACAAGAAAAAAUCUGUCAGUUGAAAGAAAACGAAAUCAAACUCAGUGAAACAGUGGGUGAGAUGGAGCAGGAGGAAAGAGAGCUACGUUCUCGUCUGAAAAUGUACGAAAGUCGCGGUGGUGGGAACUCAGAUCAUUUGUAUGUAGACAAAAUUAAAGAGUUGAGUCGUUCUCAACAUGAUCUUCUAGAUCGUCUUGAUUCAAUGGAGGACCAUGAGGAAAAUUUAAAAAUACGCAUGCAAGAGACAGAAAGUUCAUUAAGACUAAAAAUUGAUCAAUAUGAAAGAGAAAUUGCACAGUAUAUUGAACAGGAGGAGGAAAUGUUGUGUCGUGUCCAGGAAAUAGAGAAACAUGAUGAGGAACUCAUGGAAAAGUGUGAAAGAUACGAGGAACAGAAAUCAGAACUGGAAGCAGAGAUUGAAACUCUGAAUAAUCAAAUGGAUUCUUAUUGUGAACAUGAACAAGAAUUAAUUAAAGCUGGAGAAACUUUGAAUGAGGAAAACGAAAAACUAGGUUGUGAUGUGAGAGAAUACAAGAGUAAAACUGAACAAUUUGAACAACAGGUUGCUCAAAUGAAACUUGAAAAAGAUGCUUUAAGUGCAAAGGUCAAGGACAUAUCAGUAGAGUUGAAACAGGUCAAAGUUCAAUGUGGUGAGCUUACUCAGAAACAAGAGUGGUACAGUAAGGAGUUAGGCCAGGUUCGUACCGAAAAUGAUGAACUCACAGAAAAGUUAGAGACAAUAGGAGCUGAACUUGAUCAAGUCAGAUCUGAAAAUGAUGAUCUGAAUGAACGACUCAUUGAACUGGAUUCUUCUGAACAGGAGUGCUUAGAAAAAAUUAGAAACAUUGAAAUAAAAAAUGCCAACAUCCAACAUUUAGAAAGGAAAGUGGAUGUUUUAGAGGAAGCUGAAUAUAAACUUAUGGAUAGAGUGUCUGAACUAGAGGAUAUAGAACAAAACUUAAGAUCUAGACUAGAAGUUGUAAAAUUUGACAAAAGCACAGAAACAACAGAGAAUUACCUCCCCUUAUCAGAAAGUCCUGUGACUGAUGAUGUUGUGACAAGGAUUGAUGUGCAACCGGUAGAAACAAAAGAGCAGACGACAGAUACCAAUGAUCUUGGGGAGAACUCACAGGCAGGUAAGGUCACAGGACUCUUCCAAAGGUUACAAGAACUUGAAAGUGAAAAUCAGACUCUGUCUGAAAAGCUUGUUUCUCUCACAGCAACUGAUGCACAGGUGAAACAACUGUCAGAGAAAGUCAAGCUUCUGGAGAACUCAGAAGAUCGGUUAAUGGACCGUGUUAUGGAACUAGAGGAAAUUGAAGACAGAAUGAAACGUCAGAUCAUGAAAGCUAGUAAAUCUUCUGAAAUUGUCACUGAACCUUCAGACAUUGAAAAUAUUGAGGAUGCACGAUCAAAGAGUCAGGAAAGAAAACCACCUGCAGGAGUAGAAGAAGUUAGCCCUGAUCGUGACGAGUUUGUGGAUGCUCUAGAAGAACCUGAAGGAAGUCUAAUGAAACGUCAGCUCGAAAAGGCGAAGAAGUCUGUGGAGUCCAUUCCUGAUUUUGAUGCAGAUAUGGACUCUAUUGAAGAUGCUGAUGAGAGCUUGAGAGAAACAAUUCACAGAAUGUAUCAGGAGAAAGAGAAGAUUGUUGGACAGUUGAACAACAUGCAAAAACUUUUGACCACAUCCAAGGAGAAACUUGCCAUCUGUGAAAGAGAAAUGGCAGAAGAGAAGAAAAAAUUUGAUGUCUCAGAAAAAUGUCUCAAAGAAGAGAAACAGAAAUUGUCUUCAAGUGAAAAACUGCUUUCUGAGUGUCAACAUGAGUUGAAAGAGUGUAAAAUAUGUCUCGCUGAAAAAACAGAUAAAAUGUCUUCUUUAAAAUUAUCUGAAGACAAGCUGUUGAGAACUGUGGAAAUUGAACAGAUAAGAUCACGAGAGUUAGAGAAGGAAUUGAUAUCUACGCAAGAAAAACUCAAUGAUGUUCAAAAAGAAUAUGAUUUAAAAAUCUUCCAGUUAAAGGAGCGAGUUGAUCAAAUGGUUGAUCAGGAAAAACAGCUCAAACAAGAAGUCAACGAUUUGUUAAAAGGAAAGGAAAUCCUGUUAGAGCGGAUAGAUGAACUUCAGCAAUUACAAAGUCAGUCUCAGGACCAAGUGAUAUCUAGUCACACUAUGCAAUAUAAUAAUCAAAAUGUGUUACAAUCAGCCAAUCAUGUUUCUAAUUCUAGUCAUGUGACCACUUCCAGUUCUCAGGAUGACAUUGUGGACUUCAAAGCAAAAUGUGAUGAAGCUGAUGCAAAAAUUUUAAUAUUAGUUAAGAAAUGUCAGGAACUUGAAUCAAAAUACAAGGAAAAAUGUGAAACAGCAGAAAAAAUUCACGAGUUACAAGGAUUUUGUGAUCGUGUAGAUUCAGGCUUUUCUCAUAGUUCUAAACAGAGUAGUGUUCAUGUUGUUACUGACCUCUCACCACAUGACAGUGGAUUUUUGACUGAAGGUGAGGCUGGAGGUCACGACCUUGGUGUUCAGAAUUCACAAGACCAUAUAAAUGCAUUCCAUGAUGUUGUCAAGGCCACUGUCCGUGAUCUGGAGUUAGCCAUGUCUGAUAAUGAUGACCAAACAUUCCCUGCAGCCUCUAGUUCAAUGUCCAAAGAUGCCAGUCCAUUCCAGAAUACGCUUGCCAGGCUGUCUCGAUGUAAAUCUUGUAUGCUGGAGAGGCUUGUCAGCUACAACAAAAUGAGAUUGACACUGAAAACCAGUGGUACAGGAUCUGAUGUGGAUCUCCAUCAACGAAUCGCUGCUCUCCAAUCAUCAGAGAAAAAUCUCAAACUACAAAUCCAACAUUUAGAGCAGUCCAAGUUUGACCUUGAACUGAAGGUCAAGAAUGCAGCUGCAGAAAGAGGUGUCAGUGAUGAGGAUCAUAACCUCUUCUCUAAAUCUGGUCAUGUGACAUCAUCACCUGAUGAACGGGGACUUGGUAGCAGGCAGAUUCUGCUUGAGAGAAUCAGUGAGUUGGAGCAGAGUGAGAGACAUUUGAAGCAGAGGUUAGAAGUGGUUACAGGGAUUCCCAUAACAACAGUCACCAUGUUGGAUCAGCCAGAGGAUAUACUAAGACAGAGGAUUGGGGAGCUGGAGAGACUGGAAAAACAUCUCAAACAACAGGUGCUGGACAUGGAACAGGAUCGCGAGGAGCUCCAUGAGAUUGCCAGGAAGGACAAAAACCUCAUCCAUGACCAAAACGUCAAAAUGCGUGAGCUGCAGCUGUCAGAGAAAAAUUUAAAGGAGCAGGUGAACCAUUUUGAAGCCUCUGAACGAAACCUCUAUAACAAAGUAGAGGAGCUGGAGGACCAAAUUUCUCGUCUAGAGGAUCGCAUCUCUGAACUCAAGGUCAUGGAGAUGAGACUGAAGGAACUAGUCAGGAAGUACAAGCUUGAUGAAGAGGUCUGGCUGAGUAAAUCUGAGAACCUCGAAACCUCCAUGACAGAACUGAGUGUGUCUGAGGCAAAAAUGAAAAAACAGGUUCAGAGUUUAGAAAUGGAGCGAAAUGGACUGGCUGAGAAAACAGAAUAUUUACAUAUGAGGCUGAAAGAGUUAGAGAAUGCAGAGGCUAACUUACUUCAGCGAACGAAGGACCAAGAAAAUAAGGAAAUCAUUCUUAAUGAGAAACUUUCAGAGCUUCAAACUCAUGGCUCCUCUACCGACCAACAAAACUCAGAGUUACAAAUGGUUAAUGUUGAUCUAACACAAAACUUUAAUCAUGUUGUUCAGGAAAAUGGUGCACUCACACAUCACAUUGUUCAGUUACAGAACCAGGUUCAGGUUUUAGAACAGCAAUCUAUCACUCUAAGGGAUACAGAACUCCGACUUAAACAGGAAGUUGAGUGUCUGGAGAAAAGUGAAAAAGAGCUUCAAAAGAAGGUGAAGGACCUUCAGUUGAAGGAGGUUGAUAUGCAAGGUCAGCUAAGACAAGCAGAAGAAGGGGAGACAAUCAUGAAGGAUAAAGUCAGCAAGCUGCAACGAAGUGAAAAUAAACUUAAGUACAGGAUACAGGAGUUGGAGAAUUCAGGCACACAGUUACCACUGGAUGUGCCGAGCUCCCUCAAAGACAAGGUUCCUAGGAAGUUGGAGGAUUGUCAGCGUCGCCUGAUUAUCUUACAGAACCAAAACGAGAAACUUAAAUCUCGUGUACUUGAUUAUCAAAACCUUUCGACGUCUAAAUCGGCAGUGAAGCUCCCGUUAGCGGAGUAUCAGGAGUUACAAACAAAGGUGGCGCUGCUGGAGCAGACGGAACUCCAUCUUGAUGAGAUGGAGCAAACUAAUGCUCAGCUUUUGGAGACUGUUAAACGGAUGCAGGAGGGACAGGACGUUAGUAGUCCUGAACUGGAUGCUAUCCAGAGACGUUUGGCUCAGUCUACCAAGAUGAUUAAGGUAUUACGGCAGAACAUGCACAGUGUACAGUGGAAAGAUUUGGGGCCAGUCACACAUAAUGGUAUCUCAGCUGACCAGUCACGUGUCUCACACUUAGAGACAACUGGUCACCUAGCAGAGAGAGGAGCAAAGGGUCAAGGUCAAAUGACCAGGUCCGCAAGAGCCGGACACCCUACGCAGUCGCCGGUCCAGGGUGACCGUUAUGAUGUUAUGAAUUAUGAUGACAUAUCAGACACUAGUACCGUUGAUGAGGACAGUGUCCAUAAGGUUGAGAAAACCAGUGUUCACAUGCAUCUGACAAAGGAAGGAAAGUUUGUGGUGCUGGGACCACAUGAGGCUGCGCGGGGGCAUAAAAAUGUACCCAAUGCACAACUAGUAUCCGACGACCGACAGCAGAUGAUAGAUGAUUUGGUCAGCCAUCUUGAUUCUGCGGGGAGUCCGUUGGAGGAGGCACAUUGGAAACAAGUUGAAUCCCUGUCACCCAGGGCAGCAGGGAGCAACAAAGGAGACAAACGCUGGGUCAAUGUUGGUAAGGCGACCAGUCUCAACCAAUCAAGUGCCAAAAAAGUGUCCCGCUUAAAUCCAGAUGAGGAGCUUGUGUUAGGACUAACGCUCCCAUCUGAAACUGAAAGUCAAAAUAAAUAUAGUACACAGAAUGACACAGAUUCCACUAUGGCAAGCCCUUUGAUGAAAAGGAGAAAAUUUCGCCCUACAGAAAGUGUCGACUCUCAGGUGCCCCCACCACUGCCACAAAGCCAGCCACCAUCUUUAAACUCAACCCUUAAUGGUGCCGAUAAUUUCGUUACUGCUGGAUUUCCUGGACUGGAACAGGACUUUCCGGAUGAAAUAAUGUAUGAGCAGGACUACAGUAUGGUGUCCGCUCCGCUCCAGACUUCACACUCCAUGAUGAGCAUGCCUGACAGCGGGCAUGGUACAGUGUCCACACUCAGAAGUCAGGCUCUACAGGAGAGAAUCACCCAGAUCAGUCAGGUUUUACAGAAAAAGCCAAUAGCUAAUGAGGUAACAGAUGAAGAUGAUGAUGUCAUGAUCUGGAAAAUAAAGACAUCUGAGGCUCUACGUCAGAUGGAGAAUUAUGACAAGGAGAACAGAUACCUGAAGGAAGAGAUAACAAAGUUAGAGAAGGAUUUGGAAAAUAAAUCUCGCUACAUCUUAAUCCUGGAGAAAUUCCUUGACAAGCUUUCAGAAACUCUGAAACUAAAGGAGACGAGGAACAGUAAGGAAGUUGUCCAGAUUGUGGAGGCGGAACUGAUCAAGGUCAGGGAGGAGCUUGCUGAUGCAGGACAUAAGAAACUUGAUCUAUCACAGGAUGUUGUGGCUCUAAAUAUGGAGCUCAACAAACGUCAAAGGGAACUUAUUGCCAAGAGAAAUGAGGCAGACAGUUUGAUGCGUGAACUACGACAAUGGCAAGAGGAAUGUCGUACCAUUGAGGACAUGCGAACAAACGCCCUCGACUCCUUACAGUGUCUCCAGCAGGAGGCUGAGGAAAUCAAGGAACUGGAGAAAUCUUUAAAGCAUGCCAAGGACGAAAACAACAAGCUGCUUAAACAGUUCUCCCAGAUGAAACAGACAAAAGAGGAAGCAGUACUUGCACUUGUACCCUUAAAGUCUAAAGUAAAUCGUCUCUCUCAGAAGUGUAAAGAAAAGGAUGAGUUGCUACGACGAUUGGGAGAGGAGCUGAGGAAACUAAAGGGCAUCAGUAAACCAGUUGUCCUCCUGGAACAGUUACGACACAUGGAGGAGCAGAUGGCCGGAGAAGAGUACAAUAGACCAGACUCAGACACUGACCUACACAGAUCAUCAUCAGUGUCUUCAUUUAAUGAUGUGUUAGAUCCAGGUGCCUGGAGUGAUUUGGAUAUGUCACCUGGUAAUAUUAACGGACGACCAAAGUCUGCUGACCAAUAUGACCGCCAUCAGAGGCCACUACCUUCACAGCAGCUUCCUUUAAUACACCGCCCAAACAGGUCGCCAGUGUACAGUCUAGAACAGCGAGGCCACAAAAAGCCACCAACAGGACACAUGCCACGCCACACGGCCUUCGUGGCGGUGGCUGACUAUGACCCGAAUGCUUUCUCUAAGAGUGGCCGUCCCCGUCUGGAGUUAGAGCUUGUAGAGGGCGACACUGUUACUAUCACAGGUCCAUUAGAUAGCUUUGGGUAUUAUGAGGCUGAGGUCAAAGGUCGUGUUGGGCUGGUACCAGCCAGUCAUGUACAGCCUGCAUCAGGGAUAGAGGACCUCGGAAAUCUUAAUCCCAGCCCUAACGAGCGCCGGGUACAACAGCUCCAAAAUACACCUUCUCAUCUUGACCCGAGCCCAGAGAAAGUCCUCAACAUGCACAACCAGCUACAGCAGUCUCACCAGCCCCAUCGAUAUGUGUCACUCAAGCUGUCACCACGUCAAGUCAACGGCCACUUACCUGGAAAUCUGUCGCCACGAGGCCAGCAGAAUGUCAGAGGUCAGCUGUCACCUCAGUUUAAACAAGGUGUUCCAGAACCUCCUACAGAAUUGAAAGCAGAGAAAACUGCAGGAGGCAAAAGUAUUUUACUUUCCUGGACUCCUCCUAAACUUAAUGAACUAGCCCAAAGCAACAAGUCACAGGUCAUAGGUUACAAGAUCUACAUGAAUGGAAAAGUACAGCAACAAGUCAACAGCCCUCAUUUGUCCAAAGCAGUAGUGGACACACUGGACACUGGUCACUCUAUUCGCCUUGGUAUCCAAACACUCACCACCAAUGGUCCUGUGUCUGUUGUUAAGGAGAUCACCUUUCGCCAUGACAACAAAAAGGAAGAUGUUGAGGGGGAGCCUGAGGGUGAAGACCUUGUACGCCAUCUCAACAGUACUGACUUCCGAGCAGGCAGGAGACAUAUGUUUUUGGGUGUGUAUGACUAUGAUCCUGCCCACCAGUCGCCACGGGAGAACUCAAGUUAUGAGCUUGCCUUCCAUGCUGGUGAUGUCAUAACAGUUUAUGGCAAAGAACGUCCAGAUGGCUUCUAUUAUGGAGAGAUGAAUGGCCGUCGGGGACUUGUACCCGCUAGCUUUAUGGAGGAGAUUCCAGUUAACAGCGCUGGUAUAAAGUCGUCGCCUAAGUCUCCCAAUGCAUACAGAAGUACGCUAGAGAUAAAGCACGCCCUCCAGCGGUAACCAGCAUUAACGCCAGUUUAGACUGGCAAAUAUGAAGAUAGCUGUGAUAUUUAACUUUAAUGAUGUGAAAAUUUCGGUGCAAUGACCCAAAGGGCAGCACCUAUAAAAAUAGCAAAAUGAAAAAUUUCUAUAAAUAGUUAUGUAAACAUAUAUUCACUAGUUGUAACAUUUUCGCUGUUACCUUAGUGUAUGAACACAAAAGGUAAUUGUAUUUAUCAUCUUUAAUCUAGGCACAUUUUUAUGCAAUAUUUAACGUAGUACAUAUAAUUUGUGUUAGCAUGGACGUGUUGUUUUUAUUUAUCUCCCAACUCCUUGCAGCAUAAGUUAAAGACUUUAAGGUUUUCAUCAAAGAAGAAAUUUUGUACAGUUGCUCACCUUAAGUUAUUUGCACAAGCAUUACCUAGUUACAGGUCUAAUGUGUUAUAUUGCUAGGAAAUGGAAGUUAUUUAAACUAAACCUAUCGUAGUCAAACAUGUAUUUGACAGCUAUAUGAACUAAUUGUUUGCCAAAGUAUAGAACCAGUUUCAAGAUAUGAUAAAAGCAACAGCUCUAUUGUAUUAACCACAUUGUGACCUUUAUUUAUGAUUGUAAAUCUCUCCUGUUUCACAAACAUUUCAGAAGUCUACCUUAAAUCCAGGCUUAAGCUUCACUAUAAUGUUACUUCUAUGAAAAGUCUAGAGAAUUGUGUCAGAAGUCUUCGGACUUUUCCUUUGUUUGCUACUACUGGAGUUUGAGUUGAGGCGACUUCUGAAAUCUUUUGCUGACACAGCUUUGUAGAUCCUACGACAUACUCACAUGUGAUCAUGUGUUUUCACUUGCUGUCAUAUUGCUGGCAUCCCACUUAAAUACCUUGUACAGUGUAUAGAAAUCAAGAGGAGGUAACUCUGAAACUUUUGUUUAAGGAUGUCAUUUAAAAUACUGUGUUAAAAUUAAUUUGUCAUUAAUGAACAAAGGUCAAGGUCAUGCUACGAUCCCAUGAUCAGUAGUUGUUAAGUUAUUGGGACUGUUGUUGUACUGUUAAUACGAUAUUGUUUGAAAUCACCAGUUUAAUCUGCCAGUAAUGGAGUUUUUUGACUUCCUGUUAGUGUAAGAUCAGUUCAGUGUUUGAUAAGUACAUCUAUUAGUCAGAUAUAGAGAAAUAUGAGUCAUUGGUUUAACAUCUUUUUGUUAUAUCUUCAUUGUUAUGAAGUUUGUUAUUUCGCAUGAAUUAAAGAAGUUCGUUUUCGAUGUAUUACAAUAUGUAAGAAUCAGUCAUUAGAUACUACAGUUAAUUGUUUCUUUCAACUUGAUUUGAAGUAAUCACAUGUUAUCUGUCUUUUGUUUCUCUUCAAUUUAUCCAUCAACUUUCACUUUAUAUUACAUAAUGAUAUUCUAACCUGGUGAGUUACACAGCAAUAGCAAGUGCAAAUAUAGUACAAAUUCUAGGAUGCAUUUAAAUUUUAUCAAGUCCAUCGAAUUCAAUUCUUUAUUAAUUUACGAAUUCUAAAGUAUGAUUUAUGUUUGUUAUUUAUAUUUUUGUACAAGUUAUUGACAAAAACCUGUAAUGACACAUUAAACUGUCUGAUAAUAUAAAA
Ylistrum balloti is the source of this 12200-nucleotide messenger RNA. Its product is annotated as nuclear anchorage protein 1-like. Gene Ontology annotation, biological process: neuromuscular synaptic transmission. Gene Ontology annotation, molecular function: protein binding. The transcript is spliced from 38 exons. The record is from RefSeq and is a predicted model, not a curated record. Lineage: Eukaryota; Metazoa; Mollusca; Bivalvia; Pectinida; Pectinidae. The coding region runs from base 16 to 10626 and encodes 3536 amino acids.